AUGUCCAACAAUAGUGGAUUAGAUAUAACAAAUUUGGAUGAUUUACGUGAUCCAUCGGGAAUCUUUUCACUCAUCGAAGUUGUGGGUAAAGGUACUUAUGGAAAUGUAUACAAGGGACGAUACACGCGAACUGGUCAGCUAGCUGCCAUCAAGGUUAUGCCAAUUACUGAAGAGGAUGAAGAAGAAAUUAAGCUGGAAAUUGAUACAUUAAAAAAGUUAUCGAAUCAUCGAAAUAUUGCUAGUUAUUAUGGUGCAUUUAUUAAAAAAUCUUCACCUCGUGAUCAUCUUUGGCUUGCUAUGGAAUAUUGUGGUGCUGGAUCAGUGGCUGAUUUAAUAAAAAGUACUCGCACGAAAUCACUCAAAGAAGAUUGGAUUGCUUAUAUUUGUCGAGAAAUUCUCCGAGGUCUUAUGCAUUUACAUGCAAAUCGUGUGAUUCAUCGAGACAUUAAAGGUCAAAAUGUAUUGCUCACUGAUAAUGCUGAGGUGAAACUUGUCGAUUUUGGAGUGAGUGCACAAUUAGAUAAAACAUUUGGUAAACGGAAUACAUUUAUUGGGACCCCGUACUGGAUGGCGCCUGAAGUGAUUCAUUGCGAACAAGACUCAAGUUGUACAUAUGAUGCUCGUUCAGAUAUCUGGUCAUUGGGUAUAACAGCUUUAGAAAUGGCUGAAGGUCGACCACCAUUAUGUGAAAUGCAUCCAAUGCGUGCACUUUUCUUAAUUAUGCGUAACUCACCACCUCGAUUAAAACAAUCACCGAACGGAUCUAGACAUUGGACACCAAGAUUUCAUGAUUUUGUCAAUAAAUGUUUAACUAAAGAUUUCCAUAAACGUCCAAAUACAUCAGAAUUAUUUCGGCAUGAAUUCAUUACAAAUUUACCAAAUGAACGACAAAUUAGAAUUCAACUCAAAGAUCAUAUAGAUAGACAUAGACGAAAUAGGCAAACUGAAGAACAUGAAAAAAUUUAUGAAUAUGAAGGAAGUGAUGAAGAGGAGGAGGAGGAAACUAGUGCAGCUGUUAAAGGAGCUGCUGCCGCUGCUCUAGCUAUGUCAGCUGCUGUUAGUGGCAAUGGUCAAGCACAUCGUCUACCUAGUCAAAUUAGCCAUCAUCCACCUCAAUUUCGUCAACCAACGGAUAAACCUCCCCAUAAUCAAGUGCUUCGAACUAGUGGAGUUCCUGAUCAAAACGAAGUAGCAUCGUUUGUUUCACAACCAUCUGUAUCUGGAUUAAACUAUAGACAACAUGGACAUAUGAUACAAAGUGGGAAUAUUGUAAAUGAUAAUGUACCAGUGAAUGCUCGAUUUAUCUCACGAAAUCCUAUGUCAGUAGUUAAUAGGUUACCUGCUGUUACGCCACAAUCAAUGAUGCCGCAUAAUAGUCGGUUGCCAAGGUUAGAUGAAGGUGAGUCAGGAACUGUCAAUGCUAAGGAACCAGGUGAAAAUACACUUCGUCAAAAUUUCGCUCGUUUACAGGAACGUGAACACCAUCCAUCUGUAGGUGUUGCCCCUCAACGAUCUGCCAAUGGACGCCCCCAAUCAUCUAGUCAUCACUUUCCUCAACAUUCACGACCUUUGAAUAGUAGUCGUGGACCACCGGCAUAUAAUCAGUCACAACAGCAAAUGCAUUCGAAUCAACCGAAACUGGGUGUCCUAGCUGCUGGGAGUCGUCUAGCUGACGCGGGUGGUUCAUCAUCUUACGCUGCUACUAAUACUACAGUCUCAGAUACACCUACAGAUAGCCAAUCUGUAACUAACAAUGAGGUUGUGUCCACGUCAUCGUCAGUUAAUAAUUCGGUCACUACACCCUUAUCAGUUAUUGGUGCAGUUGGUGAUAGUGGGCAACUUUCGCAUCAUUUUCCCCUACAACAUCAUAGAGCAUCUGUGCCAAAUCCUCCCAAUUCUUUUCAUCCGACUGUUGUUACUUCUUGUUCCUCAUCGUCAUCACCAUCGAUAUUUUCAAAUGAUCAUUUGGGCAAUUUACUUAUUUCACCAUUUCGUGCAAAACUUGCCAAUCCUGGUCCACCACCCAUUCCACUUCAUCAGCAGGUUCGUAUUAGUAAUUGCGGAUUGAACGGGGGAUUACAUAAUGCUUCAGGAGUACAACAUCAAACUGAUGAAGUGAAUGGCUCAUCUAGUAUAGUUGGCAUGGGUAACCCUGCUAGUUCUCGUCUUCAGCACAUUGUCGCACCGAAAUUUCCAUCAACCCGUCCAACAAGUCAGGCUGUACCACAUUUGGAUCUUCGUAAACCACCAUUAGAAUCAGCUUUACCCCAAUCAAUCAUCACAUCAACUAGUCCAGUUGUUAACCAAUCCAAGUCAUCGGUAAACGCAAGUAUAUCGAGCCCUGUUAAUCGGUCUAGUGGAGCUGCGAUGGCUUUUGCUGUAACAACUAGUACUGCCACCACCACAACUACGACAACAUCAGUGCCGACUAGUACAACAACAGUGACGACAACAACAAGUGACGUUUUUAAUUCUAACUUUGCUCGUCAAUCAGCAACAUCAAAUUUACUAUCUGGAUUCAGCAAUCGAUCUCCAGCACACCAAAUAUCCUUACUUGGUGAAAAUGUUUCAACUAAGAACAUCACUACAACUGUUGCAAAUAACGGUACAUGUAUAAGUAAUAAUCAUAAAAUGCAUUCAAAUCAAUCUGGACUUCGUUCACGUGCAAGUAAACAAUUGUCUAAUCGUCAAAAUUCAGGUGUUAUCCCCCAAAAAUUACAUCAUCCUCAUCAUUUACAUCAGCAAAACAAUCCAAAUCACAUAAGUAAAAAAUCUGAGAUAUCGCGUCUUGAGGAACUUGAUCAAUUAGCUGCACAAUUGACUAAUUUAGGCGCUGUUUCACCUAGCCCUCAUCGACAAAAUAAUCGAAAUCAGUUGAAUGGUAAAUCUGACACAAAAUCAAAUGAUAACCAACCAUCAUCAUCACAACAACAACACUACCAGCAACAAAAAUCUUAUGAAAAUAAUAAUGUAAAAUCAUCAACAUCUAAUGAAUUAGUUACAUCAAUGGAAUCAGUAUGUGCGGUUGAAAAACUGAAUCGAUCUAGUUCACUUUCUUCAACAUCAUCAUCUUCUUCUUCGUCAUCUACCACUAAUUCUUCUUCUAUAUCAUCUGAAUUUCACGGUAACGAGGGUUCACCAGUACAUGUGGAGAAUAAACAUUCAACAAGCAACUCAUCUACAAUGAGUAGAUCUCAUUCUGUUGGUUCAAAUCAUGAAUAUCACACGUCAAGCACUUUUUCUUCAUCCUCUGCUUCUACUAUUUCUUCAUGUGAUUCUAAUCAACGUAAAAAUCAUGAAAAUGCGUGUCGAGUUAUACUGAAUGGAAAACGACAUUCAGAAAUAGAUCCUCGUCGACUUACUGUUGUUGAGAAUGUUCGUGUGUUGAAUAACAAUAACAACCAAAUGAACCAUAAUACUAAUGUUGAUUCUAAUGAGCUUGAUGACUUAGAUAGAAUACAAAGAGAUCCAGUACAAUUCAUCGCUUCUAAUGAUGAUCAGAUUGACGACUUUAACUAUGGAGCUUACAACAUACAGAACGAUGAGGAAGAUGACGAGGACACUGGAGGCGGAGGAGAGGAAGAGGAGGAUGAAGAUGAAGGUGAUGUCAUCGUAGUUGAAGAAGAAGAAGAGAAUGGUGCUGAUCUAGAAGAGGCUGAACAGUUAAGGGCUACUUUAUCUAUUGUUCGUACACGUCAAAGAUCAUCAUGUGAUGAAUCGAUAAGAAAUGUUGAUGGUGAUGUUGGUAGUGCUGUCACAAAUGAAUCUUCAUGCUAUGUAGACGAUGGAACGUUGUCCAAUGCAGCAGUGAGAUGGCAUAAAGAGGGGACCUUACCAUCAGAUGAAUUUGCCAAAGAAACUUUAUGCAGUUUAGCAUCGAUUAUUGAGUCUACAUCUGGGACAAUUGACCGAUCUGGAUCUAAGGUUAAUCCAUCAACUGGGAAUAAUAAUGUUAAAUACACUGUUUCAAAUGGUUAUCCAAAUACAACUGAUCUGUCUUCAUGUACAGAUAAGGUGAAAGUUACAAGUUCAUCUCAAAAUGUUUCACAUAUUGGUGUCCCGCAUACAUCGUCAUCAAAAUUAAUUACAAAUGAAAAAGAAGGAUGUACAAAAAUACAAGAAACUCGAUCACCGUCACCACCACCACAUUCUACAGAUGCUACUUCUGCUGUUCUAGGCGGUCCGUAUAACAAGCCAUCAUAUCAACCAACUGAUAUAUGUACAAAUAUACCGACCAACCAACAUUCAUUAGGACAAUCCAACUUAGCUCAGAAAACGAACUCAAAUAAAGCACUUCCUAGUUCAGUUUGGUCAGUUCAAACAAACAAUAAUGUUGGUUCUCGAGUUUCAGAGCCAAGUCCACGUGGAGGUCAAAAAUCGAAAACCCAGUUAGAUAUACAACUUUCACAGUCAAGUUCUAAUCCUUCAUCAUCUAGCAACAGUGGUGGUUUAAUCAAAUCAAUCGCUUUGCCUAAUUCAUUAUGUGGUAAUUUAUUGAAUUUUAAUUUACCAUCAAUUAGUACAAUAACAAGUACAGUUAUUACAACUGGUUCAUAUUUAUUACCUACAAGUAUUAGCAGUGGUGCUGGUUGUAUAUCAACUGCUUCAAAUAAUAUUUCAACAACAAAUUCUAGUUUAAACAACAAUGAUACACCGGAAAUACAAGUUUAUAAAAAACGUUUUAAUUCGGAAAUUUUGUGUGCAUCUAUGUGGGGUGUAAAUUUACUGAUUGGUCUUGAAACGGGUCUUUCUUUAUUAGAUCGUAGUGGUGAAGGUCGUGUUUAUUCUUUAAUUACAAGACGAAGAUUUUCAAGGAUGGCUGUUUUAGAAGGUCAGAAUAUUUUAGUUACUAUAUCUGGACGUAAAAAUCGUGUACGUGUCUACUAUUUAUCUUGGCUUCGUAGUAAAAUUAUGAAGACGGAAGGAUGUGACAAGAAGAAUGGUUGGGUUAAUGUCGGUGAAAAUUUACAAGGUGCUGUACAUUUUAAAAUUGUAAAAUAUGAAAAGAUUAAAUUCCUUGUCAUCGCAUUGAGAGAUUCUGUAGAGAUUUAUGCUUGGGCACCUCGUCCAUAUCAUAAGUUUAUGGCUUUCAAAAGAUUCUCUGAACUCAAACAUCGGCCAUUAUUGGUAGAUUUAACCGUUGAAGAGAACACCCGUUUAAAAGUUGUAUAUGGUUCAUCUGAUGGUUUUCAUGCUAUUGACUUGGAUUCAAAUAUAGUAUUCGACUUAUAUAUGCCUUCUUUGAUUAAUUCACAUAUUACUCCUCAUUGUAUAGUAGUACUUCCUAAUACAGGUGGUAUGCAGUUACUUUUAUGCUACGACACUGAAGGUGUUUAUGUAGAUACUAAUGGAAAACUAACAAAAAUAUCGUUAUCCAGUGGGGUGAAGUUCCAACGUGUGUAGCCUAUAUAUCUACUGGUCAAUUACUUGGUUGGGGUUUAAAAGCUAUUGAAGUUAGAUCAGCUGAAACUGGACACUUAGAUGGAGUAUUCAUGCAUAAACGUGAACAGAAAUUCAAAUUUCUUUGUGAACGUAAUGAUAAGGUUAGUUGUUUUAUUGAUUCACUUGGAAAGAACGUAUGAUUUCAUAUCGAAUUAGAUAUUCAAGCAAGAUAAUAUCAUAU
Schistosoma mattheei is the source of this 5623-nucleotide messenger RNA. Lineage: Eukaryota; Metazoa; Platyhelminthes; Trematoda; Strigeidida; Schistosomatidae. The record is from the annotation of a GenBank genome assembly.